AGCUAGUUACUGGGCAGUAAAAAACAGUCAAUUGGCCGGAAACAGAGGUACCUGAGAUAUAAUUACAUACGCUCCAUAAUAUGGUACGCCUAUUUUAUGAAUCCGUUCCUGUGUAGGAAGUUCAGAAACCUAGUCACUGAAGGGCUUUUCAGGGCGUGGAGAUUAGGGCUGGGAAAGGCGUUAGAGGCCCUUUUCUUUUCUAACUGGCGAAGCUUUCCCCAUCAUUUAAUCUCUACUGUCUGCCUACGUGUAGAAAAACUGCGCCCGCGAAAUCCCGGCGGGUCAGACUGCCUUGAAAGGCAGAGGGAUGAGGACGCGGCAGCAGGGGGUUCUGCGGCUACAAGGCUCUUCUCCUCCAGGGCCGCUGCAGCGCCUCGUAAGUGGCUUCUGACUGCGACCGGCUGAAGCUCCCCGCUCACCCUUUGCCCUCCGCGGCGGCAGCUUCGGAGGACUGAGGCCGCUUGCGAGAAGAAGCGCUUUCCAUCUCCGCCCUCUUCUCUUGGGCCCCUGGCAGUUUCCGGCUCGUGAGGAGGCGUCGCUGUCGGGCAGCAGUCGCAGUCGGUUCUUCGAGCGCCGAGGCCAGCGAGCGGAGAUGGCGGCGCCUGGCGGGAACUCGGCCCUCACAGUGACUGUCACCUACGGUAAUGAAAAGCACAGUCUUCAGGUUGCUUCUGAAGAAGAAGAUAGUGAGCCAACAGUACGUGAUAUGGCUGUCUUAAUUGAACAAGUAACUGGGGUUCCAAUUUCUUUUCAGAAACUGAUAUAUAAAGGAAAGUCCCUGAAAGAAAUGGAACAGCCAUUGGCAACAUUUGGAGUGAAAAAUGGUUGUAAAGUAAUGCUGAUUGGGAAAAGGAACAGUCCAGAGGAAGAGGCCGAAUUAAAGAAAUUAAAAGAUUUGGAGAAAUCUGUGGAGCAAAUAGCAAAAAAAAUAGAAGAAGUUAAUAAAGAACUUGGAGGUAUUCAGAAAGGUUUUCUAGCAAAGAAUCUUCAAACUGAAGCUCUUAACCAGUUAGACAAACGGAUAAAGGGAACUGCUGAGCAAUUUAUGAAGAUUCUGGAACAGAUUGAUGCCAUUAAUCUGCCAGAAAACUUCAGUGACUGUAAACAGAAAAAGAAGGGGCUUGUGAAAAAGGUUCAGGCUUUCCUUGCACAGUGUGAUACAGUAGAAGGAAGCAUUGGUCAAGAAAUUGAUAAACUACAGUUGAAGAACAUGGCCCUGGCAGAAUGAGGCAUUAUUUUACGUAACUAGGAGAAGUAAUUGCUCUGUGAGCAAGAAGAAGAGUUUGCUCUUCAUUUUGGAGCACCUGUUUAGUGUUUAAAUUUUUAUUUUAAGCAGAGUCCAGUAAUCCUGUUGCAUGUUGACCAUUGCUUACUGGUUGUCUUGUGUUCUGCUUAGAUGUAGAGCUCUUAUUUCCAGAAAUAAUACAAAACAUCUGCCAUUUUUCUUGAAUAUAUUCUAAAACAUACUUUGUGUGAUCAUACGUGUUUCAAUUAACUACAUGUUGUUUUACUUUAUAAAUCAGUCACAGUGACUACUGUAAUUGAUCAUAAGUAUUUGUAUGUGUUCUCAGAUGUAGGAAAGAUUUAGCCAGCUGAGAUUUUUUCUCUUACUUUCAGGAUGCCUAAAAUGGAAUGUACUGUAAGAUGCAUUUUACUUUUAACCUAGUAGCUGAACAUCAAUGAGGUCCUUGAUGGUCAUUUUUACAUAAUUACGAUACAUUGUGUAUAAAUUUUGUGUUCUGUUUUGGAA
Molecule: messenger RNA, 1750 nt
Organism: Rhineura floridana
Lineage: Eukaryota; Metazoa; Chordata; Lepidosauria; Squamata; Rhineuridae
Gene: BAG1
Product: BAG cochaperone 1
Exons: 7
Coding region: 593-1228 (211 amino acids)
Biological process (GO): protein stabilization
Cellular component (GO): cytoplasm; membrane; nucleus
Molecular function (GO): protein-folding chaperone binding; adenyl-nucleotide exchange factor activity
Source: RefSeq, a predicted model, not a curated record